UGUCGCUGCUCGUCGCGGACGGGUCACCACGGGGCUGGCUGGCUCUGGUUCUCCAUUUUGUAUGUUUUUCCUGGAGGUUAGCGCCUACUUUCCUAAUGGCUAGCUGCGAAUCACCAUAACUCAAAGCCAGCUCACCUCACAGUGCAGUGCAGCGCAGUUUGUGCAUGACAACUCACAGCUCGGUCGACAGCUAACGCACUCACGCUCUGUGUGUUUUUCUUAAUCGAGCCAUGUAGCUGGGACACGACGAGCGAAGCUGCGGUGACAAACACUGGGUCGGUUUUGUUUUGGGCUGCCACUUUCAACCAAAACAAUGUUGACAGACGACCUGUGGACACACACCAACAAUCAGUCGUUUCAAGGAUGGAUAAAGGUGGAGUGAAGAAGAUAACACACAGGAGAGAUGACCAUUUAAGCAAACUGGUCUACACCGAAAGCCCUGAGGAGGGAGGUCUGUUAAAGGUGGCUCCUCACAGCGCUGUGUCCAUCACCACACCUGCCACGUCUGUCGUUCUUCCAUCCAGCCCGUUCAUGCAGCCAGGACAGGUGCCCAACGGCCUCAGCAACAGCCCUCUACCAGAGGAACUCACCUCUGUUACUGCCAUCGUAGGCCCCUUUCUGGAAGACCAAGAAUCCAGGAGCCUGACCAAAGAUCAGAAGCUGCAGCAGCAGUUACUCCAGACACAUACGUUCGGGCAUCAAACCUUGAGGGGAAAUUUGCCCCAGUUGGAGGCCAUGGAUUCACUCAUCGGGGGAUCGGAUCCCAACUUCUUCCCGAUGAAAACAGAAGACUUCUCCAUGGAUAAAGGAGACCAGGAACCCAUUGACCUCGAUCAUGCCUUUGAGCACAUUGGGAAAGAUGUGGACGUGCAGCAGAAGUUGUUCAGUGACAACGCUCUGGACUUGCUCCAAGACUUCGAGCUCAUUGGGUCCCCUUCAGAUUUUUAUGUAGGGGACGAUGCCUUCCUGACCUCUCUGGCAGAUGAUUCUCUGCUCGAGGACGUUAGCUCGGAGAAGGACCUAAAGACUGCUGCGGCUGACAGCAUUAUCAGCAGUGGGGCAAUCUCUGUUGCUGUCAAUGGUAGCACUAUGACAAGUCCAGAUCUGUCCUGCUCUAGCAUAUCCACAACUGCCUCCCUAACCCCUACAACCACUUUGUCUGUGUUAGUGAAGAAAGAGAAAGACGGUGGCUUCAUUCAGCUCUGCACCCCGGGUGUGAUCAAGCAGGAGAAGUCGUCUGCAGACCAGAGUUAUUGCCAAAUUAGCGGCACGUCCUCCACUGACAUGCCGAGCUCUAACUCCAUCUCCAUCUGCGGGGUCAGCACUUCAGGAGGACAGAGCUACCGCUUCGGAGUCAACCCCAGCAGCAAUGAAGCUCAGCAGCAGAAGGAUCAGAAGUUGGUGUCCAGCAUGUAUCUCCCAGUGACGACCAUCGGUGGGCCCUGGAACAGAGGCCAGGGUGUUGGGGACAACUCAGCAAUGCACCGGGCCAGUGAGGCUUUUAGCUCUCCCUCUUACCCCAGCUUUGCCAGCCCUACCUCCAGACAGGAAGCGAUCACCGCUGUGACACAGGGAAAAAGCGGGACUCAUAAAAUCUGCCUGGUGUGCUCUGACGAGGCCUCGGGCUGCCACUACGGCGUUCUCACCUGCGGCAGCUGCAAGGUCUUCUUCAAGAGAGCGGUGGAAGGGCAGCAUAAUUACCUGUGCGCUGGAAGGAACGACUGCAUAAUAGACAAGAUCAGGAGAAAGAACUGCCCAGCCUGCCGCUACAGCAAGUGUAAGAUGGCAGGCAUGAACCUGGAAGCGCGCAAAACCAAAAGGUUGGCCCGCAUAAAGGACUCAAACAGAGGCAAUCAGCAGAGCAACCCGCCCGAGCUGACGCCUCCGCCAAUAGAGGCUUGCUCCCCCCUAAAGUGCCUGCCUCAACUCGUUCCCACAAUGUUGUCCUUGCUCAAGGCCAUCGAGCCGGACACCAUUUACGCCGGCUACGACAGCACCCUGCCUGACACCUCCACCCGCCUCAUGACCACCCUCAACAGGCUGGGCGGUCGGCAGGUCAUCUCUGCAGUCAAGUGGGCCAAGGCUCUGCCAGGUUUCAGGAACCUGCACCUGGACGACCAGAUGACUCUGCUGCAGUGCUCCUGGCUCUUCCUCAUGUCUUUCGGUCUUGGCUGGAGGUCUUACCAGCAGUGCAGUGGCAACAUGCUCUGCUUCGCGCCAGACCUCGUCAUCAAUGAGGAGCGGAUGAAGCUGCCCUACAUGGCCGACCAGUGCGAGCAGAUGCUGAAGAUCUCCAGCGAGUUCGUCCGGCUGCAGGUUUCCCACGACGAGUAUUUGUGCAUGAAGGUCCUGCUGCUGCUCAGCACAGUGCCAAAGGAUGGCCUGAAGAGCCAGGCGGUGUUCGACGAUAUCCGGAUGUCGUACAUCAAGGAGCUGGGGAAAGCCAUUGUGAAGCGUGAGGAGAACUCCAGCCAGAACUGGCAGCGUUUCUAUCAGCUCACCAAGCUGCUCGACUCCAUGCAUGAGAUGGUCGGCGGACUGCUCAGCUUCUGCUUCUACACCUUUGUGAAUAAAUCCCUGAGUGUCGAGUUCCCGGAGAUGCUGGCGGAGAUCAUCAGUAACCAGUUACCAAAAUUCAGGGCCGGCAGCGUCAAACCUCUCCUCUUCCACCAGAGAUGACUGUGCCCCGUAACAGACACAAUGCCUUAAAAAAAAAAAAAACCCCACCACAUCACCUCACCACGCCCACCCUAACCCCUCGCCCCCAAACCCUCCCCAGAGUAGCGACGUUAAAAAGGACCGAGGAGUAAAUGGUUUUUGGGAACGAGUAUGCAACUUUGUGUCGUGGGUUACGGGUCUGGAGGGAGAGAGUGGACAGACUGGAGAUGUUUGUGUAGGAACCAGACAGCAAGCACAGAGGUUUUGACGAGCAGACUGAGAUGUAGUGUAUCGUAACAAGUAGGAAAAUGUUUGUAAGAUAAAAGAUAAUCGCAAAGAGAAAUAGGCUAACAUCCAUGUUGUCUCAGGUUUCUUACCUUCAAAUACAUUACGAUAUCUAAAAAUAGAUAAACAAAUAUCUAUGUACAGGUUCUGAUAGUAUUUUCUACAUUUUCAAAUUGUAACAGUUUAUACAAUAUUCCAGGUGGUCGUUACCUGAGAGGGUAACAACAAUAACAUGCUCUUUACGCAGGCUUUUUGACUGUAUGUUCCUCUUUUAGUUUUUAUAUGAGGUUGUAACAAAACGUUUCAGUCACAUGGGGGGGAAAAAACGUUUUCCAGUCAUGUACAAAAAGCAUAUUUCAUUGCUUUGAUUGAUACUUUGGACACUGACACAAUCUCUCAGAUUGUUGAUCGGCGCGCACCAUUCUAAGGAUGAUUUCUCCCACAAGCUGACCUCUUCCGGUUUUACACACGUCUGUUUCUAAAAGGGAAAAUAAUAUGUGCCUUUUUUGCUUCAAAUAUCAUCUUAGCCACUUCACUCCUCCUGUUUUUAAGGCUUGCUCCUCGCGCUCUACCUUCCUCGUACGUUGAUUGUACUUUUCACGUUACAUGCAGUUGCAAGUUUUCCUUCUCUUCAGCGGCUGUUUUAUCUUUUAGAAGCGGCAGCUCAGUCCAUCCUCAGUGUGUGUGUGUGUGUGUGUGUGUGUGUGGAAAUGAUCCUUUUCAUUAACAAAGAAUAUUCAAAGUCUGCUUCCUUUCACACAACAUCAUGCACACUCAACUCCUUAAGUGCGAUUUGAGCACUUUGUACCCCGCUUAAGGCUUUAAAAGACUGUGAACAAAGACUGUUAUGCUGUACCAGUCUGUUAGUAUGACUCUAGAUGGAAGGUAGAGGGUUUUUUUGUUUUUUUUUAAUAGGAAAUAGCCAGCUUUGUUUAUUUUAGGCCCCCCACUUGUGCCCCAAUAGUCUGAUAAUGGAAUGUGAUAGAUAUCUGCGUCUACCAAUCAUAGAAGAGAGGGCAUAUUUUAUUGUGUUUGCAAGAUUAUGUCAUUUGUAAUUCAUCAGGAAAACAAUUUUUUUUCUGUUGGCUCGAACUGAUUGGAAAAUAACCGUCCUUCGAGUUUUUGAAGUUCUUUUUACAGUCGACUUGGAAAAAAACGUGACAAACAUGGAGUCAUGGCUCUGCCACUGAUGAUCCUUCUUCAACAGUGUGUACAUCUUAUUCGGAUGAAUUAAUUAUUGGCAGACUAUGCAUUGUUGCUUUGCUAUAUUUCGUCACGGAAAAAGUGUAACAUUUUGGGAAACGUGCUAGAGAUAGUUGACAAGAGAAGGUUGAGCCCGCUCUCACGUCUGUACGGUAAAUGUAUAGCUGGAGUCAGCAUCUAGUAUCUAGCAUCAGACAUGAGAGCGGUAUCAGUUUUCUCAUCUAACUCGCAAGACAGUGUAACACAUUCCCCAAGAUAUAAACUUUUCCCUUUUAAAAUGAACAGUUUGUAUGAUAGACAGCUCGUGUGUACAGCACUUUGUAUCAAACAUUGGCAGAUUCAUCAACCUGUAAACCUCCCACAGCUGCUGAUAACCUCUGACCCCCCCUCCUAUUCAACUCUUUCUCCUACUUCAACGCCCUGUAGGCACCUUGUCUUAAUGUCUGUGUAUCUUUAGUACAUUUGCACGUUUGUUUGUUUGUUUGUUUGUUUGUCCGUCUGUCUGUUAGUUAGUCAAGCCCCAACUUACCGAAAGCACUUAGCAUCAGUCACCUCAUGGAGUCACGUCACAGUUAGAGCGAGCAGCGUCAGUGACUGGGGAGGCAGGCAAAAUGGAUCCUUUUAUUCUCUGGGAACUAUUUCAGUGCCAAACUCCUGUUUUGUCUGUUUUCAGUGAUGCUGAAAGUCGGUCAGUGUUUGUGAAUGAGAAGAAGAAACGAGUUCCAGUAUUGAAGCUAAUAAAUGACUCCACAACUAGAAAAAAAAAAGAAAAAAAAAGAAGAAGAAAUCUGAGCUUCGGUCCACUGAUGGACGUCUUUAUUAAUGAGUGAUAACUGAGCUGUAACACCAGGCACUCACAGAUGUGCAAUCACAUAGUAAAAUGUGUGUUGGUCAGUAAGUAUCCCCUUUUUGUUUGUGUGUUGUGUGAGUUUGUGGGAAUUUGAAAUUGUCCUGCAACAUUUUUAUCAGCACAAAACGAUCCAGGUUUUGACGUGAAUGUGAAUCUUAAAAGACAAAUUUAAAGGUGGCGGUUUUAAAAUAACUGGAUGAAUAUGUCAACUGUCACCGGUGUAUUUAAAUUAUGGAAAUCCUUCUAUCACUAAGCUAUCCCAACGAUAAAUCUAAAAGGCACUCAUUAUAAAGGUUGAACUGCUCCCACGCUCAGGUUGUUUUUCGAAUUUGAUGUCUGAUUCUCCUGGUAUGUUUUAAUCGUUUAUGUCCCGACUCUUGAGAACCAAAAACUGUCAGUUUGGAUUCCCACGUGUCUGCUUCUGUGAUCUACAGUGUGUUUUUGUCAGGUUCAAGUGGUCGGACUCGCUCGACAGUUUCAGAUAAAGUUUCAGGAAUGUUCUGCCACGGCCGUCAUUCACACUCGGCAUACUUCGUUUUCUUUCUUUUAACAGUCGAAGAUUAUCUUUGUUAACUGCAUAGGGGUUACUAAUGGGUUACUUUCACAUUCAGUGUAUCCAAAUCUCUGCUGCUGUUCAUUUAAACAGGUAUAUAUAUAUAUAUAGAGAGAGAGAGAGAGAUAUGAAAUCGCACACUUGCCUCUUCUUGCUCAAAAAUGUAUGCCUGCUUGUUGGUUGUACAUUUUUGAGGAGGACAACUGAAUAUGCAAUAGAACCGACAGAUAAUCUUAUCACCACCAUCACAUAACACGAUGUGGUCGCUUCCUCUUUUUUUUUCCCAGUAUAAGCUAUUUUACAUACAGAAGAUUCACAUUUAACUUAUCUCUGCAGGCCAGAUUUUCAGGAAACAUACACUUCAGUCAGUAAUCAGUCUACCAAGGCUGCACAAACAAACAUAAAAACUGAAAAAAAAAAAAAAAAAAAAAAAAACCUAUUUGAUGUUUGACUACAAGGUGACCAAAGCAAGUACAGACAAAUUCAACAUGUUUCCGUGUAAGUAGCUCCUAGAAGUCAAAUGUACAGAUCUUUUUGUUUUAUUUUAAAACAAACAAACAAAAACACAUUUUUUACUCUAACAUGAUGGCUUUGGUCAAAUUGUGUAAUACUGUGAAUAGGAUAGGAGUCAGUCUUUUUUCACACAAACUGUUUGUGAAAGUAAUCAACCAGCUUGAAUCUAAAAAAGAUUUGCACUACCCAAAUAUUGUUUUAAAAUCUAUUUUGUAUAAAACAUAUGCAGACAUUAACUUUUGAGAAUUAUCAAGGGCAGAUCAUGUUUCACUGUUAUAUGCUUUCUCUUAAAAAAAACAAACAACAGAAAAAAAACAAUUUGUUUUGCUUACAUUUUUUGAAUAUGUACAUAUAAUCCAUUGUAAAAAAAAAAAAAAAAAAAAA
Messenger RNA from Larimichthys crocea (large yellow croaker), 6446 nucleotides. It is a transcript of the gene nr3c1, whose product is annotated as nuclear receptor subfamily 3, group C, member 1 (glucocorticoid receptor). Bases 364 to 2679 code for a protein of 771 amino acids. The transcript has 9 exons. Gene Ontology annotation, biological process: nuclear receptor-mediated glucocorticoid signaling pathway; regulation of DNA-templated transcription. The record is from RefSeq and is a predicted model, not a curated record. Lineage: Eukaryota; Metazoa; Chordata; Actinopteri; Sciaenidae. Gene Ontology annotation, molecular function: nuclear glucocorticoid receptor activity; zinc ion binding; sequence-specific DNA binding. Gene Ontology annotation, cellular component: nucleus.